Molecule: messenger RNA, 1330 nt
Organism: Alosa alosa (allis shad)
Lineage: Eukaryota; Metazoa; Chordata; Actinopteri; Clupeiformes; Clupeidae
Product: Ig-like V-type domain-containing protein FAM187A
Exons: 1
Coding region: 10-1263 (417 amino acids)
Source: RefSeq, a predicted model, not a curated record
UAACCUCAAAUGACCUUUCUCUCACAGCUCCUCGUUGCCCUCUCGGCACUGUCUACACUGGUUGCUUAUGAGGCCCCUGAGGAUAAGGAGGACAUCUUUGCCAGCCAAGCUUGUCCAGCAUUUCUUGUCUUUGAAAAUGCAGCCUACCUGUCUGACAUGACCAUUGAGUUGCCCUGCCACUGCAAGCCUGAGGAGGCUCACAACGUAGUGUGGUUCUACCAGAAACAACUGGGCUCCACCGACAUCCGGGCACUGACCGAUUUUCAGGGCACAUCUGUGGUCGACUCGUCACGUGUGGGGCGGGGUUCUGAGCUCCGGAGCCGGUUUUCCAUCCGACUUUUCAGCCUGCUCAUCUUCCGGGCGCAGGAGCCGGACUCGGGCCACUACCUCUGUGGAACAGCUUCUGGAGACUUCUUCUACGGAUAUGAUGUGGACGUCCAGGAGGUAAAGAAGGUCUCCUUUCCGUGGAGCAAGAAGCGCAGGGUGGCAACGGUCAAAUCUGGGGACAGUAUACUCUUCCAAGCCUUCACCAGUUUCUGGUCGUGGUCAGUGUGCGACCGCUGUGACGUUCCAGGGGAGCAGACGCGUGUAGGCCUCUGUUACGUCCAGAGCGACUACCUGGAGGUACGCUACCGCCACGAGACGGACAAGGUCACGUCCUGUGGGUCCUCAGCAGUGCCCCAGGCUCUGAGCCUGGACAGAGACAAAUAUGCAGCUGAGCUGGGGGUGAAGAGCUGCCACGCCCCCUGCCCGCCAAAACCACCCUCCUCUCUGGAGCACCAAACCCUGCUGGAAUUCCUCGGCUACAGUGAGCGACCAUCAUUGUCAGACACUGUUCCCAUUUACUAUCACAACCACCCAGCAGACUCCCAGCUCAUCCUGUCCUGCCCAGGGGCCAGGCCUGAGCACGCAGUAGCCUGGGACAGAGACUCCACACCUCUCUACCGCUCUCAGUGUAUGGAAGGCCUGAACCAGACCUCACGCAUCUUCAUCGACACAGGCCACCACCUACACUUUCAGCCUGUGCAGCUGGAGGAUAAGGGCUCCUACUACUGCUGGCUUCAGGGAAAGCGUGCCGCUGAGAUCAGGCUGGGGGUGUACCAGCGCCUGGCCCGUCAGCGCCUCCUGACAGACCCAGAGUCCCUGUACGCUCUCAAGAUCAUCUUCACGUGCUAUGCGGUGCUCACAGCGGUGUUUCUCUUCAUAGUUUUAGGGCAGUUUUUUUGGAGCACAGCAAAAGUCAAGAGGAUGGCUUUAGUCUAGCUUUGGUUGUUUUUUAUUUGACUAUACACAGAUAAAUAUUUUCUUUAUUUGUUGAUGAGGCUGAGAA